UAUUCACCAUUGUCAUUGUCCAGGACUCUAUGGUGUGUGACAUGUCGUGAAUUACAUUACCUACAAUAAUUCUUUUUAAAAUCGAUAAAAUAUCCUAAAGAUAUAAAGAUGGUUAAUAUUACUGAAGAAAAUUCAUCUGGUGAAACAGCCUCAGAUAAAUUAGUGCCGAGUGGAUCGAACAUAGAAACCACGGGUGCUGAAAAUGAAAAUGUGGAUAUUAAUGCCCAAAUUGACGAACAACGUCGUCGAAUGCAACCAACUAAAAUGGAAUCAUUUUUUGCCAUUACCAAGUCUCUUAUCAUAAGGGCACUAGUUGUAUAUUUUAUUACAUCAAUGUUUCGCCAACCAUCGGCACCAAAAAUUGAUGUGAACAGUGCCACAGGUGCUCCUAGAGUACCUGCAAUAAAUAUGUUUGACAAUGGAACAGUUUUAGAUAUGUAUUCUUACAUUUCUGAACGUGAAUUUAACAAUUUUGAAAAUGCACAAUUGAUUUGGAAACAGUCUGGACUUAUUUAUGGUGACUGGUCAGGAGGCCCCAAUAAUGAUGGAACAUAUACUUAUUCAACAAGUAUUGAAGCAUCAGAAUCACUGAAAAAUAAUGGGUCUAUAUAUCUGCAUGUUUAUAUUGUACCUUCUGGGAAAUCACCAGAUCCAAGAGAUAAGACUAAUAAUGCUGGGCAAUAUGUUACCUAUGGGAGAAAAAUGUUGAAUAAAUACAAGAAGUUGAAAUAUCUAAAAACGCACAAUCUUCUAACUGGGCAGAGUGAAAAAUCUGAAGAAGAGCUGAAGAAAGCGGAAACAAUGCAAGAAGAAAUAGUAUCCCAUUGGCAUCCAAAUUUAACAAUCAAUUUAGUUACAGAUCAAACUAAUUGGAUGCAAGGGAGUGUGCCUCCACCGUUAGAUGAGUUUAUUUACUUUUUACCUGAUGGUAAAAAGUAUAAACCAGCUGUAUUUUUAAAUGAUUAUUGGAACAUGAUGCGAGACUAUUUUCCCUUAAAUAAGACAACAACUACUCUUCAACUUGAACUCACAUAUCAACCACUGAGUCUUUUUAAAUGGCAGUUGUACACAGCACAAGUGAUGAGGGAUAAAUUGAGUGUAUUUUCUGCUUUAGGUGCUGAAGAGCAAGAUGAGGAGCAAGAUACUGUUAAAGAAUUGCUUCUUGAUACGUCUCCAUACUUGUUGGGUUUAACAAUAUCUGUUUCCAUUCUACAUUCAAUUUUUGAGCUUUUAGCAUUCAAAAAUGACAUUCAAUUCUGGAACAAUAGACAAUCACUUGAAGGUCUUUCUGUUAGAUCAGUCUUCUUCAAUGUCUUCCAAUCUACAGUUGUGCUGCUCUAUGUUCUAGAUAAUGAAACAAAUGUCAUGGUCAGAAUAUCUUGCUUCAUUGGUUUGAUGAUUGAGAUAUGGAAGAUAAAUAAAGUUAUGGAUGUCAAGUUGAAUAGAGAAGAUAGGAUAUUUGGUUUUCCAAAAUUGUCAUUCACUGAUAAAGGUUCUUAUGUUGAAUCAAGCACAAAGCAAUAUGAUAUGCUAGCUUUUAGAUACCUAAGUUGGGCGUGCUUCCCGCUUCUAGUUGGAUAUGGAAUUUAUUCCUUAUUGUACUUGGAGCAUAAAGGAUGGUAUUCAUUUAUUCUCAACAUGAUGUAUGGAUACCUUUUAACUUUUGGUUUCAUUAUGAUGACACCUCAGUUAUUCAUUAAUUACAAAUUAAAGUCUGUAGCUCAUUUACCUUGGCGUAUGAUGACUUACAAAUUCUUAAACACAUUCAUUGAUGAUAUAUUUGCAUUUGUUAUUAAAAUGCCAACAAUGUACCGCUUGGGAUGUUUCAGAGAUGAUAUUGUGUUCUUCAUUUUCUUGUACCAGCGUUGGAUUUACAAAGUUGAUCACAAGCGUGUCAAUGAAUUUGGUUUCUCUGGUGAAAUGGAGCAGCAACAAAAACAAUCGCAAAAUGAAAAUCUUGCUAUUACAAAUCAACCAGAAGCAACUGAUAAAAAGAAUGAUUAAAAUGUUUACCAUGUUCCAAUUCAUAUAGAUAGUUGAAUAAGGCAUUAGAGAAAUGUUUGUUAAUUAAUGUAAUGAACCACUUAAGUGUAAUCACUAAAUUCUGUUGUGUGUGCUGGAUUUUUUGGAGUGGCUAUAGGUAUUUGAUAGUUGUAUGUGGUGAAGCAUGAAUUUAAAUUUAAAAUAAUAAUAAAUAUGAUCAAUCAAUGAGGAUCAUUUUCUGGCAUUUACUCUUGUUUGCUAAUAAUAAACAAUUUUAUUAGAUAAACACCAACCAAAAAGUGAUUGUGAACAAAGCUUAUAUAGUAGAUAAAAUUGUAUUUAAUAUUUAAUAAUGAUACUUAUUAAUUUAUUUUAAAAGACAAUUGAUUAAUAAAUAUUUAUAUAAUAUACACAAUUUUGAAAGCUCAAAAUGGUUUCAGUAUUGCUUUUUGCUUAAAAAUUUUCCUUUCACAUAAGAAAUAAAAUUGUGGCUGUGUGUGUAUUAUUAACAAUGUUUUAUUUAUUGAAAAUAAAUAUGUUAGGUACAUAUUUAAUGAGUUAUAGAAUAUUAUCUGCAGGCUCUGCAGCAUUAGUUUAUGCAAUGUUUUUGUAUUAUUACUAUGGAUUCAAGAAAAUAGAUAAUUUCGACACAAAAAUAAUUAAUAGAUAUUUUCGGAUUGUUAUUUCAUUUAAAUCUACUUGUAUGUGUCCAAGUUAUGUAUAUCCGACUAUGCGAAAUGUUCAAAGUUAACCCAACCUUAAAAUAUAGUCCAUAAAAAUAGAUGCAUCAAUUAAAAUACAAUCAAAUCAAUAUUGUAUAUUAUAAUUUAUAGAAUAGUAAGUUCCCUAUGUUUUUUUUUAUAUUUUAUGAUACUCUUAUUGGUUGCGGUAUAUAAUAUAUUGUGUCACUGGGAUCAGACUUGAUCCAUAUUGCAAUAGUAUUUAUUCAUAAUAUCUAUGACGGAUUAAUUUUUGACUUGUACUAAAUUAUGACCUUAAAAUUACAAUUUACUCAAAUUUGUUGUAUUUUAAAUAACAACUUUUAUGGCAAGCUAGGUACUUGAUUCUUUAUUUUUCAAUAUCGAAACGUUUUUGUCUUCCUGUUAAGUAAAAUACUUCAAUAAAAUUUUAUUAUCGCUUCGCACUAUAAAUUUAUGAAAAUUUUGCAUUUUUUGUAAUAUAGUACCUAGGUACCUAAAUAAUUUAAUUCAAAUAUUCGAAUAGAGAAUGAUUGUUAUUACAUACGUAAUGUUAAUUAAAAGUUACAAUUUUAUUACCUACUUUGAUUGUUUUAGUAUAAUAUAUGUACCAAGAUAGACCAGUUGUAAGUACAUAUUUGAUUAUGCAUUUUGAUCUUUGAAUUAUUGAUCUAUUUGAAAUUCAUUUUAAGGUGUUAUUUGUAUUUGUUCCGUGAAAUAAAAUUAAUUAACAA
Molecule: messenger RNA, 3415 nt
Organism: Colias croceus (clouded yellow)
Lineage: Eukaryota; Metazoa; Arthropoda; Insecta; Lepidoptera; Pieridae
Product: cleft lip and palate transmembrane protein 1 homolog
Exons: 3
Coding region: 109-2004 (631 amino acids)
Cellular component (GO): membrane; endomembrane system
Source: RefSeq, a predicted model, not a curated record